Messenger RNA from Coccinella septempunctata (seven-spotted ladybird), 1633 nucleotides. Its product is annotated as proline-rich protein 4-like. The record is from RefSeq and is a predicted model, not a curated record. Bases 309 to 1445 code for a protein of 378 amino acids. NCBI's taxonomy places the organism in Eukaryota, Metazoa, Arthropoda, Insecta, Coleoptera, Coccinellidae. The transcript has 2 exons.
GCCGGUUCCGCAGUUAACGAAAUACCAGCUGAAGAACUAAAACUGUUACGCUCGCUGAGUACAUAUCGGGACCAUGCGAUGGUCCUCGCAUCAAGAAUUACGUAAGGGACUCCACUGAAAAAUGACUUUCUCGAUCGUGGAAACGGUUCACCUUCUUCUUCGAGGGGGGCACGUUUUGCACAACCCGAUGCGACCAAACAGCGGUGGUGGUCGAGGAACAGCGAAAGCCCACUUAUGUAUAAAAGUCAUUGGAGACUCCCCAAAAUCAAGCAGUUCACUUCUUGAACUUACACACUAAACCUUCCUUCAUGAGCACUACCAUGAAGCAAUUGCUGGUGGUGACAGUCUUAGUCCUCUUCGCAGUGGCGAUAAAUGCCGAGGCAGAGGAGAAGAAAUCUGUAGCCAGCGACAAGAAGCAAACAAAGCGUGGAUUACUGAGCUUGGGAUACGGGUAUGGCAGUGAUAUUGACCACGGAUAUCUAGUUGGUCAAGGUGGUCACGGAUUCGACAAUGGUAUUGGUAUUGGAAGCACUUACGGAAGCUACGAUGGUUUUGCUGCCAUUGAUCUUGGAAGCAGCGUACAGAAAACCGUGACCAUCACUAAGGGUAUCCCAAUUCCAUACCCAGUUGAGAAGCACAUUCCAUACCCAGUUACCAAACAUGUACCCUACCCCGUCAAAGUAUCUGUACCAGCUCCAUACCCAGUCGAGAAACCAGUACCAUACCCAGUCAGGGUACCAGUCAAGGUUGCCGUGCCAGUACCUCAACCCUACCCCGUUGAAAAGAUCGUACAUGUGCCUUACAAAGUUUUCGUUGACAAGCCAUACCCCGUGAAAGUUUUGGUACCCCAACCUUACCCAGUUACCAAACACGUACCUUACCCAGUCAAAGUACAUGUACCAGCUCCAUACCCCGUAGAGAAGCGUGUUCCAUACCCAGUUAAAGUACCAGUACAUGUUCCACAACCUUACCCAGUUGUCAAACAUGUUCCAUACCCAGUCAAAGUACCAGUCGACCGUCCAUACCCAGUACAUGUUCCUCAGCCAUACCCAGUCCAUGUCGAAAAGAAGGUUCCAUACCCAGUAGACAGACCAGUACCAUACCCAGUCAAAGUACCAGUUGACAGGCCUGUACCUUACCCAGUAGAAAAACCAUACCCAGUACCCGUCAAAGUACCAUACCCAGCACCUUACCCCGUCGAAAAACCAGUAGCUGUACCUGUUAUCAAACAUGUUGGAGUACCUGUGAAAGUACCAGUCGACAGGCCAUACCCAGUUACUGUAGAAAAGCACGUUCCAUACCCAGUUGAGAAGCCUGUUCCAGUACCAGUCAAGGUACCCGUGCCAGUACCAGUUAAGGACUACGGUGGUGACUAUGGAUCAUAUGGUUCUUACGAUGGUGGCUACCAAGAAAGCUACGGAUAUGACAGCUACGGCCACAAAUAAUUUGUCUCAGAAAUCCACACUAUGUGUGCUACUUGUAUAUUCUGUUUCUUAUUUAUGUGACUUCUGUGUUAUCUAUUCUUAAUAAACUUCUGUUUUAUUUUUGUAAUUCUCAUUGUUCGUUAUUUAUGAUGCCAAACUAAGGAGAUUAUUCUUGUAAUUUAUAUUCUUCAAUAAAUCCGUUGAACGAA